Paraphaeosphaeria sporulosa is the source of this 585-nucleotide messenger RNA. RefSeq lists its product as uncharacterized. The transcript has a single exon. NCBI's taxonomy places the organism in Eukaryota, Fungi, Ascomycota, Dothideomycetes, Pleosporales, Didymosphaeriaceae. The record is from RefSeq and is a predicted model, not a curated record. The coding region runs from base 1 to 585 and encodes 194 amino acids.
AUGGAACUAGCUGAACAUGUUACUUUUCCUGGGUUCAAUAUUCCUCAGAACGCCUUUAGUAAACCUAUUCUUAUCAUAUCUCGCCACAACCUGAAGCUAUCCGAACUUAGUGGACAUCUCACAUUCCAUUCAUACCAUACAGCCUUGGAGAAAUUUAUCGAUUCCUACUGGGAUAGAGGUUUCCUGGAUCCAUCUCGCUUUUAUUGGGACCUUGGGAUCCAAACAGGUUCGAACCUUCCUGGCACAACUACACUACGAAAAUCUUACUACUUGCGGCAAUGGACUUCCUUCUUUAACCAUAGUAACACUGCAUCACGCUCUAAACCAAGAUUUUACACCUUUACUAGGACUGAUGUAGGAUCUGCUGAGCUUAAGCUUCGCUACAGCAACCAGUUCUAUUAUGCUAGGAUUAGACAUGUCAAAGCCUAUAAUACUAUUAAAGAGAUUACUUAUGCACCUAUUCGUGGAUAUGGACUCUUUACAAACCCUCAACUGGAACUUCUUGGUGCCACCCAACAAUUCCUAAAUAAACUCAAGUUCAGUGACACAGGGCGUACUGAGCAAACUAUUGUCUACAUUAAAUAA